Messenger RNA from Emiliania huxleyi CCMP1516, 519 nucleotides. RefSeq lists its product as hypothetical. NCBI's taxonomy places the organism in Eukaryota, Haptophyta, Isochrysidales, Noelaerhabdaceae. Gene Ontology annotation, molecular function: methyltransferase activity. The transcript has a single exon. The annotation marks the transcript as partial. The record is from RefSeq and is a predicted model, not a curated record.
UUCAUCGAGCUUUUUGCCGGCAUCGGCGGCUUCCGCGUGGCCCUCGCCGCCCUCGGCGGGCGCUGCGUAUUCGCUUCGGAGGUCGAUCCGUUUGCGCGUGGCUCAUACGCCGCCAACCACUGCGGCGAGCGACCCGCCGGCGACAUCACACAGAUCGACGCGUCCAGCGUCCCAGCGCACGACGUGCUCGCCGCUGGCUUCCCGUGCCAGCCCUUCUCCUUCUCGGGCAAGCGCGGCGGCCUCGGCGACCCGCGAGGAGCCCUCUUCCUCGAGAUCGUGCGUCUUGCGCGGGCGCACCAGCCAAAGGCCCUCCUCCUCGAGAAUGUGCGCGGUCUCGAGAGCCAUGACGGCGGCCGCACGCUCGCGAUAAUCCUGCGCGAGCUUGAGGGGUGCGGCUACUGCGCCCGUCACGCCGUGAUUGACGCAGUCGGCCUGCUACCGCAGCAGCGGGCGAGGGUCUUCAUCGUUGCGUUGCGCGCGGACGUGCGGCAGCAAUACGACUUUCCGCGGCUGCCGCGG